AUGAACGUCGGAGUGAAUGGAGGUCGCUUCGAUUUUGAUGACGGCGGUACCUAUUGUGGAGGAUGGAAUGAUGGUAAAGCACAUGGACACGGUGUAUGUACAGGUCCCAAAGGUCAAGGUGAAUUUUCGGGUGCAUGGCAGUAUGGUUAUGAAUUUUCGGGCAUCUACUUAUGGCCGGCAGGAAACUCAUAUGAAGGACAAUGGAUGAGUGGAAAACGCCAUGGAUUGGGUGUUGAGAGAAAAGGAAGAUGGAUUUAUAAAGGCGAAUGGACACAAGGUUUUAAAGGACGAUAUGGUAUACGUGUGUCGGAUAUUUCAGGCGCUAGAUAUGAAGGUACAUGGGCAAAUGGACUGCAAGAUGGAUAUGGAGUUGAAAUCUAUGCAGAUGGCGGUAUUUAUCAUGGUCAGAUACAGCAAGGACUACGCCAUGGUUUUGGCAUUCGACGCAGUGUACCAUAUGGUGUUGCAUCACGAUAUCGAUCAAAAGAUGUUCGUGAUUCUUUAACAUCACUUCGUUCAGAAGAAGAUGAUGAACGAACACAACGCGAACGAGACAAGCGUAUGGAUGAAAAUCGUGGUGGAUUUGUAUUACGUUCAAGGUCAGAACCACAUGAUUCAGUUUCUCGUAGUGCUAGUCAAGGACCACGUCGUGGUUCAUUAUCAAAUAGUGCUGAUCGUCGUAUAUCAUUGCGUAAAACUCUGCUAUCAAAAUUACGUAAACAAAAAUCGACUAGUGAUAUUGAAGAUCUAUCUAUAACAAAAAAGACUAGUUCAUUUCGCUCAACAGCUAGUACAGUUAGUGGUGAUUCAAAACAUUCAGUGAAAACAGCGACAAUGAUAUCAUCACAUCCGAAUACACCCAAUUCAUUUGGCACAUUAGAUGAUGGUGAUCAUUCAUUUAUAUCUCAAGAUGAUAUACUUGAUAAUAAUGUUGUUGAAACAUAUAUGGGUGAAUGGAAAGCAGAUAAACGUACUGGAUUUGGCAUAGCUGAACGUUCAGAUGGUUUAAAAUACGAAGGCGAAUGGUUUAAUAAUAAGAAGAAUGGUUAUGGGGUUACAACAUUUCGAGAUGGUAGUAAGGAGGAGGGAAAAUAUAAGAAUAAUGUUUUGGUGACCGAUAAACGUAAGCCAAGCAAAUUAUUUUUACUUCGUGCAUCAAAAUUUCGUGAUAAAAUUGAUGUUGCUCUCAAUAAUGCAAUGAAAUCUGCAACAACAGCACAACAAAAAGCUGAAAUAGCUAUGGCUAGAGCAAAUAAUGCUCGUGGUAAAGCUCAUUCAGCUGAAAUCUAUGCAAAACAAUCUCGCAACGAUAGCGUUGAAGCUCGAACUAGUGCUAAAGCAGCUGCACCUGAUUUUCGUCAACCAGGUGAAGAAAAGCCACAACCAUACAUCCCAUUAGAUAUCGACCGACAAAUUGAUGGAAAAUUACUUCCAAACAAUCAUAUCAAUGUUAGUCCGCCAAAUGGUCGUUUGCCCAUGUCAUCAAAUUAUCUUCCUAAUAGUUCAACACCAUUACCAUCGCAUAUAUCUCAAUCUCAUCAAAAUACAUCAACAGCAACUUCACCAUUUGCACUCGAUGGUGGAGUUUAUCAAGGUCAAUCACAAAAUCAAUCCAAUAAUUGGAAUACAAAUCCAAAGACUGUUGGAUCACCAUCAACAACAACUUCUAUGCAUCAACAACAUCAAGAUUACUAUCGAGAUGUUAAUCAAAUUCAUCCACAAUCAUCUUUGCCAACAACAGCUUACAAUGAAACACCCGAUCCACGUAAAGGUACAGCCGUGUCUAAACAUCAUUCUAAUUUAUCUCAACCCUUAUCUAAUAAUGUUUCAAUAGCAAAUAAUUCAAAUUAUGAUUAUGAUCGUACUGCAACAAUGCAAACGAAUACUAAUUCUAUGUCUCUACCACAAUCAUCUUCAUCACAUUUUGUACAGAAUACCAUCGGUGUAGGUGAACGCUCAACAACUAAACGAAAUACAUUUAAAAGGACUCCACGUGUCGUCGAUGGAUCAAACGAUGACUUUGUUGAUGAUCCACAACAAUUUACCGAAUACCAUCAUCAAUCACAACAACAUGAAUAUAAUCAACCGUCGUCAUCAAAUCUUCAUGCUCCACAGCAUAUACGUCACACAUCUGGUCUUCGACCCAAUGUCCCAUCGCAUAUGUCUGCAACUAAUACUGUUAAUACUAGUGUUCGACAUAAUCAUAUUCACGGUGCUCAUGAUUCUCACAAUUUAAGUGGUCACGAUUCAGGUAACCAAUAUCAACCGUCAAUAUCGCCAACAUCAAGAUCACCAAUGGUAGAUCCAUAUGAUGUUCCACAACCAAUUCCUAUUCCAAGACGAAAAUCUUUACCGAGUAUUAUCAAAACUAAACCUAGUGAUUACAGAAUUGAUGAAACCGCUCGAUCAAGUGAUAAUCUACAAGAGAAAGAGACAUUUAUUAUUGAAAAUGGUAUACGUAAGCGUGUCACUGAAUUAGCACCCACUUAUACGGAAAGUGGUACACCAAUACCACAAGCAACUGUGAUGACGAGCAGUAGUGGUUCACCUACUCUUGCUCGUCGUAUUAUUCUAGAGAGUGUUACGCGAGUUGAUGUACCAACAUCAACUACGAGUGGUACCGGUGGAAAUAAACGAGGCAGUAUGCCAACGCUCGUUAAUGUUGCUAGAAAACGUCAAGCAGCUCCUAGUAUAUCACGAGAAGAAGCAACGAUACUCGGUUCUCAACGACGAGAAGAAUUACGACGUCAACGCGAUCGUGAUUCAACUACUUAUGGUCGUCUUAAAAAUUUGUUACAGUCUAAUACUUCUACUACUGGCACAACUAUCACCACAAGUAUGCAUGUAGCUACUCAAGAGAUAUCAGUACAAACCGACGAUCGUGGUGGUGGCAUUCAGAAUGUCAUCUAUCGAAAUCGAGUGUUCAUUGCCAUUUUCUUUCUUAAUUUAUCCCUUGCUCUUUGGUUCAUUCAAUUGUUGAGAUGA
This is a messenger RNA of Rotaria socialis, 2985 nucleotides long. NCBI's taxonomy places the organism in Eukaryota, Metazoa, Rotifera, Eurotatoria, Philodinida, Philodinidae. The record is from the annotation of a GenBank genome assembly.